GGGCUCACAAAGCCAGUCUAAUGAAAAAGGUGGCCGCUCAAGAAGCUCUGCCGUUACACAAAAGCGCUCUAAAUCACUGCACUCUUUUUUUUUUUCUUCCUGAAAUUACAUUUCGGAUUCACUCGCUUCGCUUCCGACGCGAAGCCGGAACACUUUCGGCGCGAGGGUUUUUUUUUUUUUUUUUCGUAUUUUUGUUCCGCCUAACCGAGAACAAAGGGUCAGAGUCUGGGUUGUAGACAAAAGGAGCCAAUGCUGAAAUAUUCAGGCAACAUAGCCGUCGACGUGUUGCCAUUUUGACGGGCCUAUCGUCUCUGUGUGCGUUCACGUACGUGUGUUUGAGUGAGAAUUUUCAGCUCCACAGAUAGAGAGAGAGAAAGCGAGAGAGAGGGAGAGACGGUCGAGGGGCGGGGAGGCGGAGUGGAGGCGGAGGAGGAAUGCGGAGCACCAUCCAGUGCUGAGAACGAGAACAUUUGCGCAGAUAGUCUGCGCUGCUUGCUCCAAACGUCCAGUGUUCCUGCCGCUGAAGUUUGUUUUACAAUCAAAUAAAAAGAAGAAGAAGAAGAUUAUUUUUUCUCUGUGCGACUGCUGCUGCUCCACCUGACUGCAAAGUGUCUGCGAGGGCAAAAGCAAACCCGUUGGCAUCCGGAACCUGUGACAGCAUCAAGGAUCAAACAUGGUGAUCAAAGUGUACAUUGCAUCGUCCUCUGGAUCCACUUCGAUUAAAAAGCAGCAGCAGGAUGUGAUGGGCUUCCUGGCGGCCAAUCGGAUUGAGUUUGAGGAGUGUGACAUUGCAGCCAACGAGGCCAACAGGAAGUGGAUGAGAGAGAAUGUUCCGGAGGAGUCCAGACCCACCACGGGGAAUCCUCUACCCCCACAGAUAUUUAACGAAAGCAAAUAUUGCGGGAACUACGAGGCCUUCUUUGAUGCCAGAGAGGACAACGCUGUGUAUGCAUUUCUGGGUCUGACUGCUCCCCCGGGUUCAAAGGAGGCCGAGGCUUUGGCUAAGAAAGCACAGCAAUAGCAUCCUUCACACCGCUCCUACGCGUGACUCCAGACCCACCCCGAAACCAGACUGACCCUUAUUAGGUCCAGGAAAAAUACAGACAACUCUUCACUCAGCUUAUAUUAAAAAUGUGGACUGUUUUCACCUUCCUCACUCAAUGUUUUUUUUAUAAUUGACCCUAGCUGUGCCUUGUGAGUAGUGAGCAGAGGUACUGUACCAGAGAAGAGUGCAAUGUAUAUCUCGCAGCAGCUUUGCAGCCUCUUAUAACCUCAGCCUGCAAAGUCUAUUGGUCUAACGAUGCGUCAAUCAACUCUGACCAUCAAUGAGUAGCUGCCUUUUUAUAGAACACAACAUCAGGCACAAGCAAUUUCCCCAAUCUCUGUGACUCAGAUCCCGGGUCAUCUCUGGUAUUAGAGGAUUCAUCACUUUCCAAACAUGACACAUAGACGUCUUAAAUCUUGAAAACGCAGAAUGAAACAUUGAGCUCAUGUCAGUCGUCCUGAAACGUGCAUAAAACUAUAGUCCCGUUCUCUGUGUUUAAUUUACUUGUUACUGUCUUAAUGCUAUUUUCAUAGCAAAUUGUUUUCUAAGAUAAUAGUUGUUGGGGGAAAAAAGACAAUUCAUGCCAAAAUGGCCCCCAAAAAAAAGGGAUGCUUUUGUACUCGCUUGUUUUUGUUUUUGAAAGUUGUUGGAUAGCAGUUUCUUCUUUCCGUAGGACUCCUUUUUCACUAUGUGUUGCUGAUUUAUUUUUGGUGUCCUCGCUAAAGUUAAUGAUAAAAAAAAAGGCUAAAUCACAACUCUCAAUGAUGAAAGUUCAAUAUGAAAAAAAAACUGGCUUCGUGUUAUUGUUUGUUUUUGUACAAUAAAUAAUUUCAAGUUGACAGAA
Menidia menidia (Atlantic silverside) is the source of this 1889-nucleotide messenger RNA. Lineage: Eukaryota; Metazoa; Chordata; Actinopteri; Atheriniformes; Atherinopsidae. The record is from the annotation of a GenBank genome assembly.